AUGUACGAGAAUGUAGCAAAAUCAGAAUUCGUGAAUUACUUAUUGAAUAAGAAGCAUGGUAAGGAAUUAGUCAGUAAGCCAAUUCUGGAGAAACACGUAGAUAGAGAACACCUUGGAGAAAUAUUCUGUGGAUUCAAUUCAGAAUUCACAGGUGAAGAAUUGCACAAAUUCAUAAUCUCAGUACAGGAAUACUUGAUCAAAACUGAUUUGAAUGAUGUACAGAAAGAUCUGGUCUUUGGAAUUCUGUAUUCUUGUACAGGAUUCGUGAAGGAAGUCAAGAAGAAGGGUUUCAGGUACAAGGAAAUAUCCGAUUUCUAUAAAAUGCAGUUUGACGCCAAUAAGAAGUAUAUGAUGCAAUACAAUGCAAAGGACAAGGGUAAAAUAAGCAUAAGUGCACCAAAGAAUGUGGUAACGAGAUUUCCACCUGAGGCAUCUGGAUAUUUGCAUAUUGGUCACGUAAAGGCAGCAUUAUUGAACUACACAAUGGCACAUGAUGGAAAGAUGCUAUUGAGAUACGAUGAUACAAAUCCAGAGAAAGAGAAGAAAGAGUAUGAAAGGGCAAUUGUGGAAGAUCUGAAAUUAUUGGGUAUAAAAGAUUAUAAAAUGGUUAGAUCAUCCGACUGGUUUGAUAAAAUGUAUGAAUUAGCAAUACAAUUGAUUAAAGAUGGAUUGGCUUAUUGCGACGAUACGCCACAGGAGCAGAUGAGAGAGGAACGAAUGCAUGGGAUGGCAUCUAAGAACAGAAACAAGACACCAGAAGAAAACCUGGGUAUUUUCAUGGAAAUGAACAAGGGGAGUAAACCAGAUUUCUGUCUUAGGGCAAAAAUGGACUACGAAAACAAGAAUAAGGCAAUGCGAGAUCCAGUCAUUUACAGAUGGGUUGGUAGGACACAUAUCAAAACAGGGAACAAAUACAAGAUAUUUCCCACAUAUGACUUCGCUUGCCCAAUAAUAGAUUCACUUGAUGGAGUAACACUGACACUGCGUACUAAUGAGUAUAGAGACAGAAAUCCACAGUAUUAUUGGUUUAUUGAGAAGCUACAUCUGAAGAAUGUGCCAAAAAUACACGAUUUUAGCAGAAUGAAUUUUGAGAACACCGUGUUAUCAAAAAGGAAAAUCAGGUUCUAUGUGGAUGAAGGAUAUGUAUCAGGAUGGGAUGAUCCACGCGUAGCUACGCUCCGAGGAAUCAAACGAGCUGGACUGGACAUGAAUGUGUUGAAAGAGUACAUUUUGAAGCAAGGGGCAUCACAGAAGUCAUCGACAAUUUCAUGGGAUAAAUUGUGGGCAGCUAAUAAAAAGGCAGUUGAUAAAAUUGCAGCUCGUUACAUGGCUGUACCAGCCAAAGAUGUAGUCAAUGUCACUGUCUACAACAGCAAUCAUGAACAUAUUGCUGUAAAAUUGGAGAGUGUUCUGAAAUUCAACAAGAAUGAGCAACUUGGUAAAAAGACCCUUAGAAAAUCAAAUUUGAUUUUGAUGGCCCAGGAGGAUGCGAAACUGCUUGAAAUUGGAGAAGAAUUCACAUUUAUGCACUGGGGAAACAUGAUUGUGAAAGAAAUGGAGAAAGUAGGUGGUAUUGUAAAGAGAAUUGAGCUGAUAGAGAACCUGAAUGGAGAUUUCAAGACGACUAAGCACAAAUUGACAUGGAUCAGCAAGAAGGACGCCUUUAAAUUUGAUUUUGUUGAAUAUGGAAAUCUACAGAAUGAUAAGGAAACAGAAGACCUGGCUGAAAAAUUCAACAGCGAAUCCAAGAAAGUUGAGGAAUGGCUUGGUGAAUCAGAUUUGGAAUUCAUCAAAGCGGGUGAAUACAUUCAAAUAGAGCGAGUUGCAUUCCUGAUUUGUGAUGCUCCAGGUGUAUUCAAUAUGCUGCCGUUCACAAAACAGAAAAGAUCCUGA
Molecule: messenger RNA, 1893 nt
Organism: Enterospora canceri
Lineage: Eukaryota; Fungi; Microsporidia; Enterocytozoonidae
Source: the annotation of a GenBank genome assembly